CCGCGUGGACCGGGGCUGACACCGCACGUCCCUCUGCCGGGACCCCUGCGUCCAGACCCCGAGACAUGGCGGCCGACGGCAGCAAGGUGGCCGACGGGCAGAUAUCCACAGAGGUCAGCGAGGCCCCUGUGGCCAACGACAAGCCCAAAACCCUGGUGGUCAAGGUGCAGAAGAGGGCGGCGGACCUCCCGGACCGGGACACGUGGAAGGGCCGCUUCGACUUCCUCAUGUCCUGCGUGGGCUACGCCAUCGGCCUGGGCAACGUCUGGAGGUUCCCCUACCUCUGCGGGAAGAAUGGCGGCGGGGCCUUCCUGAUCCCCUACUUCCUGACGCUCAUCUUUGCGGGGGUGCCGCUCUUCCUGCUGGAGUGCUCCCUGGGCCAGUACACGUCCAUCGGGGGCCUGGGCGUGUGGAAGCUGGCCCCCAUGUUCAAGGGCGUGGGCCUUGCCGCUGCUGUGCUGUCGUUCUGGCUGAACAUCUACUACAUCGUCAUCAUCUCCUGGGCCAUCUACUACCUGUACAACUCCUUCACCACGACACUGCCAUGGAAACAGUGUGACAACCCCUGGAACACCGACCGCUGCUUCUCCAACUACAGCAUCGUCAACACCACCAACAUGACCAGCGCCGUGGUGGAGUUCUGGGAGCGCAACAUGCAUCAGAUGACAGACGGGCUGGACAAGCCAGGUCAGAUCCGCUGGCCUCUGGCCAUCACCCUGGCCAUCGCCUGGAUCCUUGUGUAUUUCUGUAUCUGGAAGGGUGUUGGCUGGACUGGAAAGGUGGUCUACUUCUCGGCCACGUAUCCCUACAUCAUGCUGAUCAUCCUCUUCUUCCGCGGCGUGACACUGCCCGGCGCCAAGGAGGGCAUCCUCUUCUACAUCACGCCCAACUUCCGCAAGCUGUCCGACUCCGAGGUGUGGCUGGAUGCGGCUACCCAGAUCUUCUUCUCCUACGGGCUGGGCCUGGGAUCCCUCAUCGCGCUUGGGAGCUACAACUCUUUCCACAACAACGUCUACAGGGACUCCAUCAUUGUCUGCUGCAUCAAUUCGUGCACCAGCAUGUUCGCAGGGUUCGUCAUCUUCUCCAUCGUGGGCUUCAUGGCCCAUGUCACUAAGAGGUCCAUUGCUGAUGUGGCUGCCUCAGGCCCCGGGCUGGCGUUCCUGGCGUACCCGGAGGCAGUGACCCAGCUGCCCAUCUCUCCGCUCUGGGCCAUCCUCUUCUUCUCCAUGCUGCUGAUGCUGGGCAUCGACAGCCAGUUCUGCACCGUAGAAGGCUUCAUCACAGCCCUGGUGGACGAGUACCCCAGACUCCUCCGCAACCGCAGGGAGCUCUUCAUCGCUGCCGUCUGCAUCGUCUCCUACCUGAUCGGCCUCUCUAACAUCACCCAGGGGGGCAUUUACGUCUUCAAACUUUUUGAUUACUACUCUGCCAGCGGCAUGAGCCUGCUGUUUCUCGUGUUCUUUGAGUGUGUCUCCAUCUCCUGGUUUUACGGUGUCAACCGAUUCUAUGACAACAUCCAAGAAAUGGUUGGCUCUAGGCCCUGCAUCUGGUGGAAGCUCUGCUGGUCCUUCUUCACCCCAAUCAUUGUAGCGGGUGUGUUCAUUUUCAGUGCUGUGCAGAUGACUCCUCUCACCAUGGGAAGCUACGUUUUCCCCAAGUGGGGCCAGGGCGUGGGCUGGCUCAUGGCUCUGUCUUCCAUGGUCCUCAUCCCCGGGUACAUGGCCUACAUGUUCCUCACCUUAAAGGGCUCCCUGAAGCAGCGCGUCCAGGUCAUGAUCCAGCCCAGCGAAGACAUCGUUCGCCCGGAGAAUGGUCCAGAACAGCCCCAGGCCAGCGGCUCAGCCAGCAAAGAGGCCUACAUCUAGGGUGGGGGUGCUCGCGACCCACACUCUCACCCCCAGCCUGGCUGACUACACCACCACUUGACGUCUGAGGAUACCGUCGAUCUCAACCUACCUCGAGUGGCGAGUCCAGACACCAUCACCGCGCAGAGAGAGGGAGGCAGGGGACAGUCACCCCCCUGGGCCCGCCGUGGGCAGAUCCCCGACGGCUCCGACCCCUGAAUCCAGCCCCUUAAGCACCAAGCGUUGGUGACUGCCAAGGUAGAUCACUUUUAUCCCGCCAGCGAGUGUGACGGGAGAGGCCGCGCCCUCCUGGCUUUUAGUGGUAUUCCCGACUGUUCUCUUACUGCUGAAACCCACGACUGUUAUCUGGACUCUGCGGGAGCUGGGUGCUGUGGGGACGCUGCUCUGUGCGCAUGGAAAGGGCAUUUUGUGUAGCGGGGAUUUCCAGGGAGAGCUCGCUCCUCAGUGAGGGAGCCCGGAGCUCUUUCAGUGUUUGGUUUUCUCCUUCCCGAGGCAGCUUGACAAAACGACCCCCAAGGACCCCAGUCCGUAUCCCCAGAGCAGCUCUCUCGAGCAGCCGGUGUGGGGUCCUUCCUCCCCGCCGCCCAGCUGAUCGAGCAUCUCUGUAGCUAAGCUUUCCUGGCCCUCCUCGCCAGGCCGUUCUGCUUGCACCUGCCCAGCAGCGAGCGUUCCAGACAGGCCCUGCUCUUUGGAAAACUGCCACGAGCACAAUUGAUCUCUCUGUCGCCAUUCCUGGGGCCUGGGAUCCCGCUGGGGAAACGCCCUGAUCAGGAGCCCCAGUUUCUCUGAGGCGGCCCAGCGUUACAGAGCACAGGACAGUUGCAGAGGACGUCAGGUGACGCUGUGUCCUUGAGCCGAAUGCCCCGGUUCCCUUCAGGCCCUCUCGGGCCACUGCCCUCACUGCCACCCCAUCAAAGCUGCUGCGUCUCACCUUUGCAGUUCCUCCCCGGGAUCUCCUCACUGCCGCUGACCCAGGAGCUAGUGUUAGUGCUUCCAAGAUCAAGCCUGCUUCCUCACUGGGAAGUAGUAUUUGUUCCCUUCCAGAAUUGGGCUCCCUGGUGGUGGUGGCAAAUCGGGUGAAGACAGUUCCUUGCAAGCUCCGGUAACUCAGCGUCUCUCCUUUGCCAGGAAGAUGGGUUCCCAUGUAGUGAAUCGUCUCUUGUGCCCCGUAGCUCCUUAGCUAGUUAGCUCACAAACUGUGUUUUACGACUAAUCCUUAAGAACUAUGGUAAAUAACUGUGACUGUGGGUUUUUUAAUCUCUUGUCAUCCUCAUCCGAAAGUGACCAGCAUACCAGCUCUUGCAAUAAGUAUUACCCUCAGAAUAUUAAGCACAUUAUUGUAGAGAAAACAGAAAGUACCUGUACACGUGUAAAUGCACACACAUGUCCCUUCAUCCUCACGUGUGGUAUGUAGUUUCUGUAGGAAAUCUGAAACCUCUUCCUGAGGUCAUCUGUAAAAUAGGCUCAUUGCUAAGGCAUCGCAGAUGCUGACCGGUGACUCCAUGAUCAAAAUGCAUAUGUGUUGUUACAUAAUAGGGUUUAGGAUGGGAGGAACCCUUCACUGUGCCAUGGUCCCACCCCCAUCCUGUGUGAAUUCCUCUAGAAUAAGGGCAGAAGACGUGUCUUUGUUCUUCAGUGUGAAACUAGACCAAGUCUUUCUAAGACAAACGCAGUGUAUUUAAUGUUUGUAAGCAAAUCUAAGUGAGAUGUUUGGCAAGAAAUCCCGUAACUGAUUUCCAUCCAAACCUACUUAUAUAGCACAAUAUUACACAUCGUACAAUUCCUGUGAGAACUGUGAAUAUGUGUCACUUUUUUUAGUAUUUGCCCUGGGGGGGAAUAUAUUGUAUUAUCAUAUAUGCUGUCUUUUUUGCAAUAAGGAUUUAUUCUCAGAUCACUAAGUAAAUUUAUCUCUAUAUUAAAAAAAUAUGUAAUAUAUACAUAUUCAAACUAUAUACAGAGCCUGUUUAAAAAAAAAACUACAGUAUUAUUUAGUAAAAUUAUCUAUU
Messenger RNA from Diceros bicornis minor, 3871 nucleotides. RefSeq names its product solute carrier family 6 member 1 (gene SLC6A1). The transcript has 14 exons. The coding region runs from base 66 to 1865 and encodes 599 amino acids. Lineage: Eukaryota; Metazoa; Chordata; Mammalia; Perissodactyla; Rhinocerotidae. Gene Ontology annotation, molecular function: gamma-aminobutyric acid:sodium:chloride symporter activity. Gene Ontology annotation, cellular component: cell surface; plasma membrane; axon. The record is from RefSeq and is a predicted model, not a curated record. Gene Ontology annotation, biological process: neurotransmitter transport; sodium ion transmembrane transport.